Messenger RNA from Oncorhynchus nerka (sockeye salmon), 1167 nucleotides. RefSeq names its product GTPase IMAP family member 7-like. The record is from RefSeq and is a predicted model, not a curated record. NCBI's taxonomy places the organism in Eukaryota, Metazoa, Chordata, Actinopteri, Salmoniformes, Salmonidae. The coding region runs from base 24 to 1058 and encodes 344 amino acids. Gene Ontology annotation, molecular function: GTP binding. The transcript is spliced from 3 exons.
CAUUGGUCCUUAAGGUCCUGGCUAUGCAAAACCAGCAGGACCACUGCUUCAGAUCUCUCUGUGACAACAGCAGACAACAAUAUACAGCUCUGUGCAACCACACUAAAAUAGUAGAAAUGGAACGAGGAAGGAUUCUGUUCCUGUUGACACUCUGGCUGCAAGACUUCACUGGUCAAUGCCAAGUUUCAGGGCAGCCCUCUAACCUGAAGAUAGUUCUGCUGGGGAAGACUGGAUCAGGGAAGAGUACAACAGGAAACACCAUCCUGGGGAGAGAGGUGUUUAAAGCGGGGGCUUCUCCAGUGUCUGUGACUGCACAGAGUGAGAAACGGAGUGGAGUGGUGGAUGGGAGGAAGAUUGAUGUCAUCGACACCCCGGGGCUCUAUGACACAACAAUGUCUAAAGAAGAGAUAAAAAGUGAAAUAGUCAGGUGUAUAGAAAUGUCAGUCCCAGGACCUCACGCCUUCCUGCUGGUGAUCAGACUGGGGAGGUUCACAGACGAGGAGAGGAACACUGUGAAGUGGAUCCAGGAGAACUUUGGAGAAGAAGCAUCAAUGUACACCAUCUUGCUGUUCACACAUGGAGAUCAACUGGAGGGGAAAUCAGUGGAGGAGUUUCUGGCUGAGAGCAAAGAGUUACGGAAACUCAUCAAUAUCUGUGGGGGCAGAUAUCACUCCCUAAUCAAUGACAAGAGAAAACACAACACUCAGGUCCCAGAGCUGCUGAAGAAGAUAGAUGAGAUGGUGAAGAAGAAUGGAGGACAACACUACACCAAUGAGAUGUACCAGGAGGCCCAGAUGAAGAUCGAAGAGGAGGAGGAGAGGAAGAGACAGGAAAAGGAGAAGAGAGAGAGAGAGAGGAGACAGGAGGAGGAAGAAAGAAGAAGAAGAGAAGAGCAAUUGAAUGAGUGCAAGUGGUCAGCGUUUGCCAGUACGGCUGCAUUGGGGUUGGGAGCCGUGUACAGCUCUCCAUGGUCGUUAGCAGCAGGGGCUGCAUUAGCCGUUGUUAAAGGUUAUCAGUGCAUGGGCACCUAUUUCACCUCAGAAGACCAGGAGAAAUAAGAUUUCCACAUCCACCAUCUCAGAUUGUUUUGAAAUUAAGAUGAAUUAUUGUGUUAUAUAAUAUAAAUAGAAUUUGAUCUCUGAGAAAUUAAUAAAUAAAUACCAUUUA